AAGAAAAAGAAGAAGCGGCAUUGCAUAUUUUUUGAGAAAUUUUGUUUUGAAAGUGACACGAAGACAAUUGUUAUUUUGUGUUUUAUAAAUUUUCUAAAAAUUUACAAAGAAAAAUGUCUGCAAUUGAACAAUUACAAGCGAAAAUUGCUGAAUUGAAACAAGAACUAGAACAGCAACGUCAUGAAAGUCAGGCAGCUAGACAACGCAUUGAAAAAAUGUCUGCAGAAGUUGUGGACUCAAAUCCCUACAGUCGUCUAAUGGCCCUACAGCGUAUGGGAAUUGUUAAGGAAUAUGAACGUAUACGUGACAAGGCGGUGGCCGUAGUGGGUGUUGGAGGUGUGGGCAGUGUGACCGCCGAUAUGUUGACACGUUGUGGUGUAGGCAAAUUGAUUUUGUUUGACUACGACAAAGUCGAGUUGGCCAAUAUGAAUCGUUUGUUCUUUACACCUGAUCAAGCUGGUCUGUCUAAGGUAGAAGCAGCCGCGAAAACAUUAACAUUCAUCAAUCCCGAUGUAACGAUAGAAACACAUAAUUAUAAUAUUACCACCGUGGAGUCAUUUGAUAAAUUUUUGGAUACUAUUGCGCAUGGUGGUCUGCAAAAGGGACAACCUGUUGAUUUGGUUUUAAGUUGUGUGGAUAAUUUCGAGGCUCGCAUGGCGAUAAAUACAGCAUGUAAUGAAUUGGCUUUAAAUUGGUUUGAAUCAGGUGUUUCCGAAAAUGCUGUAUCGGGCCACAUACAAUUUAUCAGACCAGGAGAGACAGCCUGUUUUGCCUGUGCUCCCCCUCUGGUGGUGGCGGAAAAUAUUGAUGAACGUACCUUAAAGAGGGAAGGUGUAUGUGCCGCUUCUUUACCCACCACCAUGGGUAUUACGGCCGGCAUGUUGGUGCAAAAUACUUUAAAAUAUCUUUUGAACUUUGGUGAAGUGUCCGAUUAUUUGGGCUACAAUGCCAUGAAUGAUUUCUUCCCUAAAAUGACUCUAAAACCCAAUACUCAAUGUGAUGAUCGCCAUUGCCAGGCUAGACAAAAAGAAUUCCAAGCUAAACCUAAAGCCGCUGUUGUGGAGGAGCAAGUUGAAGAUGAACAACCUUUACAUGAUGAUAAUGAAUGGGGUAUUGAGUUGGUGGAUGAUUCUCAGCCUCCAGAAGCGGCUGUAAAAUCGGAGGAAGCAUCAGUUAGUUCAGGUUUGCGUUUGGCUUAUGAAGCUCCUGAUAAGGAAGUGACCAGUGAUACUAAUACCGUUUCCGCAGCAGCCGAUGUGAACUUGGAUGAUUUAAUGGCUCAGAUGAAAUCUAUGUGAGAGUGUGUCAUACGUACAAACAGUUUGUUAUUCCAAUUUGUGUUUAUUUUUUAUUGCAAUUUGAAAUUUUCUAUUCCAUAUUGUAAAGAUUUAUUUUGUUUUGUAUUUAUUUUUGUGCAAUUAUAAGUAUUUUUGUGGCUUUUUACAAAAAAUUUAUGAAAAUUUAAUAA
Lucilia sericata (common green bottle fly) is the source of this 1468-nucleotide messenger RNA. It is a transcript of the gene Uba5, whose product is annotated as ubiquitin-like modifier-activating enzyme 5. Lineage: Eukaryota; Metazoa; Arthropoda; Insecta; Diptera; Calliphoridae. Bases 114 to 1298 code for a protein of 394 amino acids. Gene Ontology annotation, biological process: protein ufmylation. Gene Ontology annotation, molecular function: UFM1 activating enzyme activity. The transcript has a single exon. The record is from RefSeq and is a predicted model, not a curated record. Gene Ontology annotation, cellular component: cytoplasm; cytosol.